Ricinus communis (castor bean) is the source of this 1719-nucleotide messenger RNA. RefSeq lists its product as uncharacterized. The record is from RefSeq and is a predicted model, not a curated record. NCBI's taxonomy places the organism in Eukaryota, Viridiplantae, Streptophyta, Magnoliopsida, Malpighiales, Euphorbiaceae. The transcript has a single exon. Bases 206 to 1450 code for a protein of 414 amino acids.
GCUAAAAAUCAUUUCUUUCUCGAGUUGUGUUGCUUUCUUUUCUCCAUAAAUCAUAAUCUACUUGAUUUAAUCAGCUUUUUUGGCAUUUGGGUUUUUGCAAUAUUGGCCAAAGUUUUAGUCUUUCACGUGAUUCUCGAUUGAAAAAAAAAUCCACUGAUCGGCAAGUUUAUUUUGUUGACAAAUCGAGUUGCAAAGGCAACAAGAUAUGGAAUUUACUCGUGGGUAUCGAGCCAAAGAGCAUAAUAAGAUGAAAUGUUUGCAGAAUGAUGGCAUUGCUUUAAAUUCUACUACCCUUUUGGUAAUUAAAAUCCCUGAUUCGCGGGUUCUGAGAAUAGUGUCCCGCUCGGUGUUUCUAGCGGUGGUUAUUCUCACACUGCCUUGCAUUGGUUCCAUUUUAAGGGAACUUUCUUCAAGCUCUUAUUAUCCUGUAUCUGGUGAUGACUCUGUCUCUGAUUUGAUUGAUGAUGAUGAUGUUGAUAUUGAAUUCGUGGAUUCUUUAUUACUGGAUUUGGCCAAUGAGGGCCUUGUCAAGAAGGGCGAUAAAGCUCUGUUUAUUUGCUCUGGCACGGAGGCUGUAAUUCAUAAUUCACGGUUCUUGAAUGCCAACGAGAUUGAUUUGGUAGUGGGAUCUGAUCUGGGGCAAGAAGCCUUGUUCCAUGAUGCAUCAUUUGAUUUCGUAUUUGCAUUUGGAUAUCAAAACAUCAAAUUCCUUGAUAGCAUCGUGAAAGUUGGUGGCGUUCUGGUUACUCAAUUGGGUGAUAUUCCAAGUGCUCUCCAGAGGCAAUCGAAUUAUAAAGUUGUCUAUCUUCGGCGUUACAGUUCGACCAUUGUUGGAAUGAGAAAAACAAGUUUGUCAAAUGAGUUGGUGGACUCCUCGGUCAAGAGGAGGCUUUUUGAGUUGGAAUUGAAGGCCAAGAAAACAGCAUUGAAUGGCUUGGAAGACGUUCUGCUUGAGCCACCAAGGAAGUUUUUAGGAGAACCCAGAAAAUACUUGAAAAAAUUCAAUUAUCUCCCUGACUUGUUAGGGGAUUCUUUAGAAGAAUAUCAGCGUCGUGUUUUUGUUGAUGUAAGCUCGCAGGAGGAGAAGGAUGGUGUAAUGGCGUGGUUUAAUGAGAACUAUCCAACUAGGAAACAGAAUUUUGAGAUCUUCAACAUUGAAAUGGCACGUGAAGGACUGUCCAAGACAGCUGAAGCAAGUGUCAAUAUUUCAGAUUGGUUGAUGAAGAACGUGAAGGAAGAUGAGUUCGUUGUGUUGAAGGCAGAAGCAGAAGUAGUGGAGGAGAUGAUAAGGAGGAGGACAGUAGGUUUGGUGGACGAACUGUUCUUGGAGUGUCAAAAUCAGUGGCAGAAUGGAGAAGGAAAUAAGGGCAAGAGGGCUUAUUGGGAAUGCUUGGCUUUGUACGGAAGAUUGAGAGAUAAAGGAGUUGCUGUGCAUCAAUGGUGGGGUUGACAAGAAGAAAUUGAGAGACCCAUUUAAGCAUAUUACACGAGAGCAAUAAUGUAUGUGGGGAUGAAUAAUGGUGUUUGUUUUAGAAAGUUCAGAAGUAUCUUUGCUGGUUUUAUUGUGUGUAAACUCUGUGACGUGAUGUCCAAUUUUUUUUAAGCUUUUGUUGUGGAGAGUUCCAGGAUCAUGUUCCUCCGUUUUACUCUUGUUGAUGUCACUUCUUAAUUUAUGCUUAAUAAAAAAAUCGCAUCAUCUGCUUGCUGUGUUCUUGUUAA